Messenger RNA from Helianthus annuus (common sunflower), 366 nucleotides. RefSeq lists its product as uncharacterized. Bases 1 to 366 code for a protein of 121 amino acids. The record is from RefSeq and is a predicted model, not a curated record. The transcript has a single exon. NCBI's taxonomy places the organism in Eukaryota, Viridiplantae, Streptophyta, Magnoliopsida, Asterales, Asteraceae.
AUGAAUCUCGCUUUUGUGGAAGUCCUCACUCAAAUGCCAAAAUACCCCAAGUUCAUGAGAGACUUCCUCACUCACAAAAGGAAGAUUGAAUCCAUUCAACAAGUCACCCUUAGUGAAGAAUGCUCGGCGGCACUCCUGAACAAGCUCCCCCAAAAGAAGAUUGAUCCCAGAAGCUUCACCAUUCCUUGCUCCAUUGGCGGAUCACCAAUAAGCAAUGCACUAGCCGACUUGGGGGCGAGCAUUAAUUUGAUACCGGCCACAAUGUUCAACCGACUUGAGUUAGGUAAGCCACAUCCUACAAGGAUGACCAUACAACUUGCAGACAGAUUGGUAAAAUACCCUCAAGGUGUCAUAGAGAAUCUAUAG